This is a messenger RNA of Andrographis paniculata, 450 nucleotides long. RefSeq names its product formin-like protein 14. The transcript has a single exon. The record is from RefSeq and is a predicted model, not a curated record. The coding region runs from base 1 to 450 and encodes 149 amino acids. Lineage: Eukaryota; Viridiplantae; Streptophyta; Magnoliopsida; Lamiales; Acanthaceae.
AUGGAUUCCCUCAAGCUUUCACACUUUAUCAUCACUACAACUUUUCUUACAAUUCCCAUUCUUGUUCUUGUUCUUCCCACUUUGUCCCAUCCCCAAAUUCAAGAAUUUCCAAGAAAAUUAUUGCUCGAUCAAAACACUACCGACAUUAAUAAUAAUGAUCAAUCCCACAACCACUGCGGAGAAAACUGCCCUCCCUGCACCGUCGCGUGCGGCGGCGCGCCGCCGCCUCCGCCGCCGCCGAUCACCAUUUGCCCUCCGCCGCCACCGCCGCCUCCAAUUUGCGCUCCUCCGCCGCCUUGUUGUGGCCGACAGUACCCGCCAAGCCCUCCUUACAUAUACAUAAAUGCGCCGCCCGGUAAUCUUUACCCGAUUGACUACCCGGGUUCGGGCUCGGGUCGGGUUUCCCCAGUCGGGUUGCUCCUUGCUCUUGGGCUGACAAUUUUCGGGUGA